This is a messenger RNA of Gracilinanus agilis (Agile Gracile Mouse Opossum), 758 nucleotides long. RefSeq names its product GAR1 ribonucleoprotein (gene GAR1). The transcript is spliced from 5 exons. NCBI's taxonomy places the organism in Eukaryota, Metazoa, Chordata, Mammalia, Didelphimorphia, Didelphidae. The coding region runs from base 39 to 758 and encodes 239 amino acids. Gene Ontology annotation, cellular component: box H/ACA snoRNP complex. Gene Ontology annotation, biological process: ribosome biogenesis; snoRNA guided rRNA pseudouridine synthesis. The record is from RefSeq and is a predicted model, not a curated record. Gene Ontology annotation, molecular function: box H/ACA snoRNA binding.
GUGCCGACUCUUAUUCCCUCCUCAGGUAGGAGGCGAGCAUGUCCUUUCGAGGCGGAGGAGGCCGCGGAGGAGGCCGCGGGGGGGGCGGUUUCGGCCGCGGCGGCUUUGGCCGGGGCGGCGGUGGCGGCGGCGGCGGCAACAACAACUAUAGAGGAGGAGGAGGGCGAGGCGGGGACCGCGGCGGCGGCCGAGGAGGACGAGGCGGGGACCGCGGCGGCUUCGGCCGGGGAGGCUUCGGUCGAGGAGGGGGCGGCCGAGGAGGCUUUCAGAAGGGAGGCUACAACGAGGGACCCCCAGAGAACGUGGUCGUGUUAGGAGAAUUCUUGCAUCCUUGUGAAGAUGACAUUGUUUGCAAAUGCAUAACACAUGAAAAUAAAGUGCCUUAUUUCAAUGCUCCAGUUUAUUUAGAAAACAAAGAACAGAUUGGUAAAGUGGAUGAGAUAUUUGGGCAACUUAGAGAUUUUUAUUUUUCAGUUAAACUGUCAGAAAACAUGAAGGCCUCCUCUUUUAAAAAAUUACAAAAGUUUUAUAUUGACCCAUAUAAACUGCUGCCCCUGCAAAGGUUCUUGCCUCGGCCACCAGGUGAAAAAGCACCUCCAAGAGGUGGUGGUAGAGGAGGAAGAGGAGGCAGUGGCAGAGGAGGAGGAGGAAGAGGAGGUAGAGGUGGAGGAGGCAGAGGUGGUGGUUUUAGAGGUGGAAGAGGUGGUGGAGGCUUCCGAGGAGGACGAGGGGGUGGAGGCUUCAGAGGUGAGAGUUAA